Fusarium sp. VM40 is the source of this 771-nucleotide messenger RNA. The record is from the annotation of a GenBank genome assembly. NCBI's taxonomy places the organism in Eukaryota, Fungi, Ascomycota, Sordariomycetes, Hypocreales, Nectriaceae.
AUGGCAUCCUGGGCCCCCGCGCGGCCGGCUCUGAGGGCCUUGACUUCGUCAUCGUCAAUGACUCCCGCCCGACUCUUCAGCACAACUCUUCCUCAGCAAACAAAGACGAUCAAGUCACACCUUCUACCCAACCGUCUAAUUCCUCCAUAUCCCUAUGGCGAGCGACGAGUCUACAAGCAAUCCAACAAGGGUCUGUACGGCUCUGCGAGAAUUCGCUUCGGUAACACUGUUGCGGAGAAAUAUAACAACAAGGCCCGUCGUUUCUGGCGUCCAAAUGUCCAUGUCAAAGUCUUCAAGCUACCUGCCAUAAACGCCAACGUCAAGACCCGCCUUACACUCCGUGUUCUCAAGACCAUCCGCCGUGAGGGUGGUCUGCAGGAGUAUCUCCUCAAGAGCAAGCCCGCAAGGAUAAAGGAGCUUGGACCUGGUGGCUGGAACUUGAGAUGGCUUCUGAUGCAGUCCCAAGCUAUUCAGAAAAGAUUCAACGAGGAGCGUAUUGCACUAGGUAUGGAGCCCAAGGAAAUCGAAGACCGGGACGAUAUCAUCCAAUAUGCGCUCGACUUCGCUACUCCUGGUCCUUUGAGUAAGCGCAGUCAGGCGACGUUGGGUGAGCUUAGAGCACAGGAGUUUGUUCUAGGCGACGAGGACUUGGCCGAUUUGGAAGGCAUUGAGGAGCUAUCAGAUGAGGACGAGGCACUGUUGCUCAAAGAGCUUGAUAAGGCAGAGGCUGAAGUCAAGGCGACCCAAGGCCAGCAAAAGAUUACGGUGUAA